AUGGAGGCUGAAGAGCUCGUCGACGCUGUACCGCAAAAGCGGUUCAAGCACCAAUCGUAUAACCAACAACUAAAAGAGGUCCAUCUGCCGUCUGUGUUCAACAAGCUGCAAUAUGAGACAGAGGUUGCGGACAAUGAUUCGCAUUUUCAUCAAGCACUCGACGACUGGAGGCAGCUCAGUAUGGCACCUAGCUUCCUCAAGUUUGCGAAGAAAGCAGAUCCUCUGUCGGGGUCGAUGGCGUUGCUUCUGCAUCAUUGGCAGGACAUCAUGGCGUUGUGGGGGGAAGCUAUGGAUAGCUCAGACGACGAAGGAUUGCGGGCACUCCUCGAUCUACUGCAAAAGUUUACACACGACCUACGAACGACUAUCGCACCAGCGUAUAACGAUCUCCUGGACCGGUUACUCAAUCUAUUAGCAAAGUCAAUAUCACCAACGGCCCUCACGAGUCUAUUGGAAACUUUCAACUGUCUAUUCCGGUACCUCUUGGUGCCCUCAAUACACCUAGAUCUCCUAGAACACACUUGGACACGGAUAAAAGCGACUCUACCAAAAUGUUUACCAGAAAUCCAACGAGCUAUGGCGGAGGUGUGGGGUUCUGUGUUGCGGAAGCUCAAAUCGACGGCGAGGGUCAAGGCAGUUACGUUGUUGGCUGCUGAAGCAGAGGUGGUGGACGACGCAUCGGCGUGGGUUUUGGUUUAUGCUUGCAAGUCGGUUUCGCAAACCCUGCAUACAGCAACGCCUUCGAUAUUUUCACCUAUUCUUGCCUACCAUCUCGACGCGGAAGAUCCGGAGCCAACGUUCAAGCUUCUUCGUCGAAGUCUUACCGCCUUGAUCCACCACGUAAAAACAGCAGACCAGUUCGCAGACUUGGGAAACCUUCUCAUCCAACAACUCAAAACCGUUUCUCAAGGCACGAACGUGCAACAUCUCAAACGUACAUUGGCGGUUGUCACUGUCAUCUCUUCUGUCAGGCAAGGCUCCCGGUUAACUGAAAACCAAAAGACUACAUUGGUUUCCCACCUCGAAACACUACCUAUCACAUCGGAUCUGCAUCCUUCACUUUUACCCUUUGUCACAUCUAUCUAUGCCGCCACGGACAUGUCACACUGGAUCGGCCCGGGCCUCAAGUUCUUGCAACGAAGCUGGGGAAUCAUCGAGAGGCGCGAAAAUGACGCGGACGACGCGACUUGUAUACAGUUCAGCUUGAAACUACAUGGAUCGCUUGCGGAACUGGGAUGGGGAGGGUGGAAGAUGGUCGCGUUACCUCUGGUUCUCAAGGCUACCGUCAGACCGAACCUGUUGGAAAGUGAACCCUCGAAAUUGUUGGCCUUUUGUGCUUCCCUCAGACGUCUCAAGAAGAUCAGCCCGAAUGAAGUCGAUUUUGUGUGGAGGACGAAGAUUGAAAAGUGUGCUUUGGCGAGGCUGGAGGUUUUGAAAGAGCAGACUGGUGAAGCCGUUGACACCGAAAUCAACGAUAUCUUCACCCUUUCGCCGUUUUUCUCAGAAGCCGUCAUUCCAGCGCUUAUUGGGUUGAUCGAUUUCAACCUCCAGAAGUCGGCAGAUCCGGCGACAGAUACCCCUCGAGCCUGGGUCAUCGAAGGAGCCGUUCAGGCUCUUUCGAGACGACCUGCCAAAGAGUGGACAACCAAGGUGCCACUGCAAGCAUGGUCGAAGCAGGCCAUCGAACGAUGGUCCUGGUCCCACCACGUUAUUGGAUCCAUGGUCGUGCUAUCCGAGUCGAUAACAUCAAAUGUCGAGCAAUUACCCUUCGAUUCAGCAUACCCGAAUCUGCAGUCUGCGCUGUUAUCGUAUUCGAGACCGUUGCGUCUCAGUGCGUUGAGGUUCCUCAACUCGAAGCUUGUCAAUGUCCCGGAGGGCGCUGGGGAGGUUGUGAAGCGGUGUCUCCAGGGAGAAGAAGCGACGGUUGACCUGCAGGGUGUACGUGAACGAGUGCUUAGGAUAGGGAGGGUGGGGCAGGUUGUUGGUGAUCGCCAGGGAGCCGAUGUUUGUGCUCGAUGGUUGAUAGCCCAACUCAAGGUUAACCUUCGCCCGCUUUGGUCGCCUGCGAUAGCUGCGAUCGGGUCUUUGGCACAGCGGUUUGGCGACCUCGUUUGGCAAUUGCUGUUUGCGGAACUGCGUUCGGUCACGUCGUCUGAUUCGAGCGAGAGAAAGGUUUCGAAUGGCGGGGUGUCGGAUGCGGAGCAAAUGUCGGAUGAGGACGUUGAUCCGUGGGAGGAGGAAAGGUCGUGGAGGGAUCCUAGUGCGCAUAAACUGCGGGUUGUGUCGGCCCAAUGGGAGGAUGAGGCUCAUGGGGUCAAAGAGUACAUCAAGUCACACCAGGAAAAAGAACGUUUCGAUGCCGCAACGUACGAAUUUCAACUCUUGUCAGGGUUGGGCGAAUGUUCUUCCUUGGUCGAAAAGUACAACCGGGAAUUGAUCCCUUAUUUUCUCGGCCUCCUCACGCCUUCCUUUGACGCAACGACCAACGCCAACAUUCAACUCUCCGACAUCCAAAUAUCCAAGCAAAAACUCAUCUCGUGGUUCACGCUCUUCUCCAAGUUCGCCAAUCCCAAAGCCCUCUAUGCGACCUCGACUUUGAAAUCCGUCUAUGUUUUGUUCCUCUCCCAUCCUUAUCGGCCGCUUCAGAGGAUAGCGUUGACGUGUUUGCUCACCUACAAGUCACCGCACCUGACGUCGCACGAGGACAAGUUUCGCGCUCUCCUGGAUGACACGCGGUGGAGGGACGAGUUGACGACUUUGGAGUUGGUCAAUCUGGAGCAUCGGGAGAGGGAGGAAGUCGUUGAUGUUCUCACUCGGCUUCUGUUCGGUCUGAUGUUGGAGAAGAAGGGUCGGACGAGGGGAACGGAUCGGCGCGCUGCUGUCUUAACUGCGUUAGCCAACUGCACGGACGAGGAACUUGGGCUGUUGGUUGAUCUCAUGUUGCAGCCGCUUGGGAUGGACAGGAACUCGCAUUCCUCUGCGGCCGAGUCUGGGUUCGAGUUUGGGACGUUUGGUGGGGAGGUUGGGGAUGGUCAGAUGGUUGGGUAUUUGAUGUUGUUGGGUGAUUUGAUGAGGUUGCUUGGGUCGCGGUUGGUCAAUUAUUGGCCGGCACUGCUUGGUUCUACCAUCGACUUGGUCAACUAUGCGCAAAGCAAGAUUCAGGAACUUGCUCCUGCGGGCCAGCAGUCUGCGGAAGAGGCGCCGGAGAAUGAGGAUGAAGUGGAGGAUGAAGGAGUUGAGGAAGCUGCCCAUGUUGAUUCGGCUUCGUCGUCCACCAACCCGCGGACGUUGCGUACCAUCCGUCAGUUGGGUUUGAAGCGGUUUGCGGAUUUCUUCCGUGUGCCUAUCUCGUUCCCGUUCGACCCUUACCUACCUUCGGCGUUCUCGUCGUUCAUCUCGCCUCGACUCGCCCACCUGGCCCAGGAAAAUACGCAAGCACCGUCGGCUUUGCUUGACCUCUUCCAAGUAUGGUCCCGGGAGCACGCGCAGGUGUUCUUCCUGGUGCAAUAUGACAACCGACUGUUGCCGUCCUUGUAUAACUGUCUCGUCGCCACCAACGUCAAGCCCGCCGUGGUCGAUCGCGUCUUCGACAUUGUGGAGAAGAUACUUGGACAUGCAGAGGAGGAUCCGGAGGUUACUACGCGCGUUUUGGAACCUCAUGUUGAUCUUCUCCUCACCAAUCUUGCCAAGUUGGUCGAAUAUGCGAAGCACACCGCUCCCCCUCCCAAGGCGUCUUCAGGACCGAGUGUCCUUUCGUUGUCGUUGACGACACCGCUUGGCCAACGACAUUUGACGAUCCUUUCGUUGCUCGCUCCGUACUCGACUUCACCCAGCCAAGCUAUCACCCUUCUCAACCUGUUCUUGCCUGUGUUCCGCAAGCCCAAUAAACAGGCGCCCGAGAAGGUCAAGUCGAAUAUCCUUAUCAUCAUCCGCAACAUGAUGCGUUUGGUGCCGGAUUUGAAGUCGUUGGAGUCACCUCUUUGGCGCAGGGUGUUCGAUACGCUGUCGCAUCUUCUUUUGACGCUCAAGACUCGCGUUGGGCGUACGCAGCUCGUGGAAGCGUUCACCCAGCUGGGAUCGAUCGCCAACGAACAAGGCCAAGGAUGGCUGCUUGCCAUUGCCCAGCAACUCGCAUCGCUCAACGCCUAUUCGGUGAAGAGGCUGGACGAACCAGAUUUUGACCGCCGUCUUGCAGCUUACUCGAGCUUCAAUGAUGAUGCGUCUCAGUCGACUUCGUUGGCCCCGUUGGCGUGGAUCCCGCUCCUGCAGCAGGCGUUCUUUGAUAUUCAGGAUGGGGAGGAGUUGGCGGUGCGAGCUGCUGCUGCGCAUACGUUGCGGCGGUUUGUGGAUGUUGUGGCGAGUUCGGCGGUUAUUGCUGAGGCUAUCCCUGGCGGCUCUGCGGAGGCGACGACGUACAAUACCGUCUUCCUUUCAGUAUACCUAUCCGGCCUGCGAUCCCUCGUCUCUGCUCCGCUACACGUUCAUUCACCCACCUUGGAAUCGUCGCUCUCGGUCAAGGCUGACCUCCUCGGCGUUCUGUCGUACACCGUCGCUCAGUCACCGGAGACUAUCAGUCCGACCAUUGCAGCGCUGCGACCUCUGCUAGAAGGUGGAGACGAAGAAGCCAAUUUUUUCAACAACGUCCUGCAUAUCCAGGUCCAUCGACGGACUCGUGCAGUCAGAAGGCUUGGGGAACGAGCUGAUAGGGAAGGCUUCCAAACUGCGGGCAAGGAGCACGAGGCGGGUGUGGUCAGGGACUGGCUGAUCCCGAUCGUCUGCUGGUUCAUUGGGAAUGGAGGAGGGUUCAAGACUACGAAUUCGGCUCAGAAGCAGGAUCAGCAGCAGCAUUUGACGACGAAUGAGGCUAUCCAUGCGAUGGGCAAGUUGGCGAGACACUUGCCGUGGGCGCCUUACUAUGCAUUGGUCCAGCGGUAUCUUCGUUUGGCGAAGGCGAGGACUGAAUGGGAGAAGGUGUAUGUUAGGACGAUUGUUUCUGUGUUGGAGAACUUUACGUUUGUGGUGUCGGAUGGUGAGGAGAAGGUGGAGGCUGAUGCGAUGGAUGUUGAUGGACAAGAAUCACCGACAGCUGCAGCUGAAGUUGCUGAAGGCGCUGAUGCGGAGGCUGAGGAACAGGAAGAAGCGGCUGUGGAGGAAGGGGAGUUGCAUAUCCCUGAAGCUAAGCCGGACGCCCCUGUCCCUCGUCGACAACCCAAGAUCCUCACCUCGCUGAAGAGCAAGCUCCUUCCCGCCUUGCUCACGUAUCUCUCUCCGCCGUCGCAUCGUUUCGAAGAAGACCAGACGCCGCUGACUGUCCGCCUACCCAUCGCUGUUGCCAUCGCACGGCUCACCCUGUACCUUCCCGUUUCUUCUCCGCAGGAUAUCGACAGGAAGAAGACUGAGCUCCGUCGACUGGCCACUGAACUCAGCCACAUGAUGAGGAGUAGGAGCCAGGAGGUCAGAGAUAGUGUCCGGGAGGUUUUGGGGAGGAUUGCGAUGUUGGUGCUUCGUGUUGGGGAGGAGGAGAAGAAUGUUCCGGCUGCUGCUACUGGUGAGGAUGUGGGGUUUGACAGGGUGCAGUACCUGCGAGUGGUUGUGGAGGAACUUGCGACUGCGUUGGUUCGUGGCCCUCAAGUCCAUGUUCUCGCUUGCACUGUUCAGUCGAUCGUUACCAAAGUCACGUUGGGAGUGGAGGAGGCGAAUCGGAUGGAGAAGAAUAGUGAAGAGGGUGUAGACGAAUCUUCCAAAACCGCUGAUGACGACAGUACCAUUCCCAUCGACACUACGAAACGGUCUCCCAUACUCCUGGACAACAUUUUGCACCUGAUUUGCGACAUUGCCUCUCGUAUUCUUUUCGGUGAUGUGGCGGUUUCUGAAGGACAAGACGGUGCACCGGGCCCUCCCAAUCACGCCUCUGCGGCAUUCCGAGAACCUCGAAAGUCGACCAACGCGUCCUAUACUCUUUUCGCUCUUGCUGCUCAGUUCACUUCGCCGAGCAGAUUACCGGACCUCUUCAAGGACGUGAGAAGUGUGAUGAAGACCACGAGCAACAUGAAGGUCUUGAACAUGGUGGACGAGGUGCUGCGUAGGGUUAGCGGGGGAUUGGAGCGGAACGCUGGUGUGGAACUGAAGAAGCAGGAGGCGGACGCCACUACCCCUCCAGAUGGCGAUUGGCUUCUUACUGUCAUCUCCGGCCUCAUCACUGGCAACAUCGCAUUUUUGAAGGAACGCCCCGAGCCGUUGAAGGCGAAGAACAAGAAGAAGCGCCGGGAUGGAAGUGAUAAGCCCGAUGACCAUAUCGUUCAAACCAAGCGUGUUGUGAAGCAAGAGGUUGAUCACUAUGCGCACAAUUCUUUCAGGUUUAUCGUUCUUGGCCUGGACCUGUUCAACUCGGCUAUGCGUCGGGGUCGUUUCAUGUCCGCAUCGGACGCCGCGUAUCGUCAAAUUGACCUCCUCCUACCCGCCAUCGGAAAUACGCUUUACUCGGCUUCGACACCGGUCCUUCUUGCCGCCCUCAAGUCGGUCGCGUUGCUGGUGACUCGCUUCGCUACCAAGCUUCCAGGAAUGCGUCGCGCCCUUCCCGUCUAUGUCAACCAGGUUAUCAGCAUCAUUCGAACCAGCGGAGGCGGCGGAGGAAGCAUGGGAGGCACCGAUGGCGAUCUCUUGCAGUCGGCGUUGAGAACGUUGGGCGUGAUGAUCAGGGACGGUCCGAAGACAAUGACGGGCUCCGACGGGACGGUCAGUCCUGGGGUUGAGAUUCAGGAGAAGGACCUUUCAUUCUUGCUCGAGCUUGUCACGCCAGACCUUGAAGAUCCGGACAAGCAGAAUGUAACGUUCACCCUGCUGCGCGCCAUUGUCUCGAGGCGUUUCAUUGUGCCGGAAAUGUACGACAUCAUGGAGGAUCGAGUGGCCCCCCUGUUGGUUCAAUCCCAAUCUGGUGUGGUGCGGGAGCAAGCUCGGGCGUUGCUGCUCCAAUUCAUGCUCGAUUAUCCUCAAGGCAAGGGACGCCUGCAGAAGACCUUAGCCUUCCUCCUUCGCAAUGCGACAACGUAUGUUCACGAAUCCGGUCGGGUUUCUAUCCUCGAGCUGCUUGGUGCGAUCCUCAGCAAAUUCCAAGUCGGCCUCAUCAAGGAAUACGGGGAGAUGGUCUUUGUCACCUUGGUCAUGGUCAUCGCGAAUGACGAUAGUGCCAAGUGCAAGGAGAUGGCGGCUGCCCUGCUCACCACUCUGUAUGGAAGGUUCGACCCUGACGCUCGAAAGACCUUUGUUCGCAGCUGGCUCAGGAAGUGGGUGAAGGCUGGUACUCAAACGACCGAAGGUGGCAAAAAGAAGCUGGCAUGGGUUGCACUACAGGUUUGGGGCAUCGUGGUUGAUGCUGCGGUCAAGGAUCAAGAGGAAACCGUUCAAGAUUGGUGCAAAGAUACGAUCGAAGACGUGACCCUCGCCCUGCAUCAAAGCAAAUCUCACUUCGACUCGCUUGCGCAAUCCGCAGACGAGGACAGUAUGGAUGUGGAUGGACCCAGCAAGCCUUCGAAUGAAUUGGAGUGGCAGCUUGCCUACUAUUCCUUGACGGCGCUGAGCAAGGUCCUAAGGGCUGUCCCUUCGUAUGCUCGGUGCGAUCCUAGCGACAAAGGAAAGGGUAUCCCUGUUCCAUGGAACCUGGUUACUGCCCAUCUUCUGUUCCCACAUGCAUGGGUUCGAACCGCCGCAUCAAGGGCUUUAGGCGUUCUCUUCAAUGCCCACCCAAUUGCCAGCGUCGCCGCUAUCCUCCAAUCUUCGACCUUCGAACCUGGCCAUCCGUUUGCACCGGGAGGUCUCAGAGACACAGCCUCGAAGCUAUGCGAUCAGCUGAAGAGCGAGCAUUUGGACUCGGCACUUGGCCUACAAGUCGUCAAGAACCUUGUCUGGAUCGGUCGUUAUUGGUCCUCCGAAGAUGACGACUCAUCUCAGUCGGCUGAGAUCGAAGUGGAGAGCGAGGCGGAAGACGAUGAAGCAGGCGAAGCUGAACUUGAACAAGGACCAGCCGGGCUCGAUAACCUUCCUUGGUUGUUCUCGAAGUUGUCAUAUCAAGUCCGCGGGGCCUUGAUUAGGAGGAAGGGUAGACAAGGACGUAACAACCCGAACUGGACGCAGCAGCCCCUAGCUGUCGUUCGCUGGUUUGCUGCCAUGGUCACAUACCUGGAGCCCAAACGGCUGGAGCAGUUCCUAACCCACAUCUUGAGCCCCCUCUACCGCAUCAUCGAAGAGGAUACCAUUCGUGAUGAUCAACUAGAGGAACUCAAAACGACCGCGAUCGAGCUCCGUGAACUUGUUCAGCAGAAGGUCGGCGGAACGACUUUCUCGCUAGUCUACAACACUAUUCGUCAAAGGAUCUUGGAUACGAGAAGGGAUAGACGAACGAAGCGAGUGAUGUUGGCCACGCAUCAUCCGGAGCAGGCUCAAAGGCGGAAGGAGAAAAAGCUGAAACUGAAGAAGGACAGCAAGAAGCGCAGAGACCACAGCUUCAUCGACGCGAGAGGAGGGAAACGGAGACGCAAGGAAGCAUAG
Coprinopsis cinerea okayama7#130 is the source of this 8544-nucleotide messenger RNA. Its product is annotated as U3 snoRNP protein Utp20. Gene Ontology annotation, cellular component: small-subunit processome; nucleolus; 90S preribosome. The coding region runs from base 1 to 8544 and encodes 2847 amino acids. The record is from RefSeq and is a predicted model, not a curated record. Lineage: Eukaryota; Fungi; Basidiomycota; Agaricomycetes; Agaricales; Psathyrellaceae. The transcript is spliced from 13 exons.